Chaetomium fimeti is the source of this 1235-nucleotide messenger RNA. Its product is annotated as ribosomal L28e protein family-domain-containing protein. Gene Ontology annotation, biological process: maturation of LSU-rRNA; maturation of 5.8S rRNA. The coding region runs from base 137 to 1108 and encodes 323 amino acids. The transcript has 5 exons. The record is from RefSeq and is a predicted model, not a curated record. Lineage: Eukaryota; Fungi; Ascomycota; Sordariomycetes; Sordariales; Chaetomiaceae. Gene Ontology annotation, cellular component: nucleolus; preribosome, large subunit precursor.
GAUUUUUUUCAGCAUCGCGUUCGCAGCCCCUCCAAGCACGACCAGGAAACGGUUCUGAAUUGGGCCUCUUUUCCCACCACUCCUCGACAGACCUGGUUGAACUAGGUUUUGGCGACACCCGCGGGCAGUAGUCAAAAUGUCUGACGAAAUCGUUUGGCAAAUUAUAAACCAACAGUUUUGUGCUUUUAAGCUCAAGACAACCAAAGGGAACAACUUCUGCAGGAAUGAAUACUCAGUGAGCGGCUUGUGCAAUCGGCAAAGUUGCCCCCUCGCCAACAGCCGGUAUGCGACGAUAAGGACGUCCCCCAAAGGGACAAUUUAUCUCUACAUUAAGACGAUCGAAAGAUCGCACAUGCCCUCGAAAUGGUGGGAGAAGAUCAAGCUCUCCAAGAACUACCAAGAAGCGCUCCAACAAAUCGAAGGCCGGCUGCAGUACUUCCCGAAAUUCCUCCUCCACAAAUGCAAGCAACGUCUUACCCGGCUGGUCCAAGUGGCGACGCGCAUGCGCAGGAUAGCAGCGGAGGAGACUAGGCUGGGCGAGCAGCUCGUGCCCAAGAUGGCGCCCAAGAUCAAACACCGCGAGGAGGCUAGGGAGCGCAAGGCGUUGAUGGCGGCGAAGCUGGAGCGGACGAUCGAGAGAGAGCUGCUCGAGAGACUGCGGCAGGGCGCAUACGGCGACAUGCCGCUCAACUGCAACGCCAACAUCUGGAAGAAGGUCCUGAAUGCGCUCGAGACGGAGGGAGAGGGUGUCCGCGACAAGGAUCUGGACAAGGGCAUCGAAGACGAGGACGAGGACGAGGAUGAAGUCGAGAAAGAGAUGGAAGAGGAGGACGAGGAAGAGGAUGGCGCGGUGGAGUACGUCUCUGACUUUGAUGAGAGUGAAGACGAGGAACUGGCCGACAUUGAAGACUGGCUGGGCAGCGACGAGGACGACGACGAGGAUGACGAUGUCGAGGAGGAUAGCGAGGAGGACGACGAGGAAGAAGUCAACAAGAAGAAGACGGGCGACAAGCGGAAGAGAGGCCGCGCGGUCAAGCCCUCGGCACGGAAACGGAAAGAGAUCGAGGUGGAGAGGGAAACAGAGAGGGCAAAGCUGCUUGCAUUUUAGGUUGUUCUGGGACUAAGGAACGAACAGUUUGUUGAUAUCAGCAGGAGCCCAUCGUUAAUGAAGCCAUACCAUCGCACAAACCAUGACGCAAGUGCCACACUUGUUCAUGAAGCGGGAUCGUCCUGAA